AUGAAGACACUUCAACUUCUGUCAUUCUGCCUGCUCCUGGUAGCAAACGAGACAAGGAAGUUUGAGGAUUGUGAAUUGUUUUACAAGCUGAGAGAUCUUGGGCUGGAUGGCUUUCGCGGUGUUGACGUAAAACAAUAUGUCUGUAUGGCUGGAUUCCCAGCUAAUUACAACACUGAAUACUACGAGACAGAAGAGGGUGUCCCUCACUACGGGCUCUUCCAUCUGAGCGGCCAGGAGUGGUGCUUUAAUGAGAGGCAGCCCUCACAGAACAAAUGCAACAUUUCCUGUGAUUAUCUCCUCGAUGAUGACAUUGCAGAUGAUGUAAUGUGCCUCAAGAAAGUUAUCACUGAGAAAGGGCUGGAGUAUUGGACACAUUAUCAAGUCAAGUGCAGCAGAGGAGCCCUCAGCAUUCUGCAUCUCUCAUGCUCUUAUUUUUUGGAAUAUCAGUCCUGGUUCAAAAACUUAGUAUUGUAUGGGAAGAAAAAGGAAGUCCACAUCCAUUUUAAUUAA
Zootoca vivipara (common lizard) is the source of this 510-nucleotide messenger RNA. RefSeq names its product lysozyme C, milk isozyme-like. Gene Ontology annotation, molecular function: lysozyme activity. Lineage: Eukaryota; Metazoa; Chordata; Lepidosauria; Squamata; Lacertidae. The record is from RefSeq and is a predicted model, not a curated record.